This is a messenger RNA of Xyrauchen texanus (razorback sucker), 3615 nucleotides long. RefSeq names its product synaptotagmin-9-like. The transcript has 7 exons. Gene Ontology annotation, molecular function: SNARE binding; clathrin binding; calcium ion binding. Gene Ontology annotation, biological process: regulation of calcium ion-dependent exocytosis; calcium-ion regulated exocytosis; cellular response to calcium ion. Lineage: Eukaryota; Metazoa; Chordata; Actinopteri; Cypriniformes; Catostomidae. The coding region runs from base 285 to 1838 and encodes 517 amino acids. The record is from RefSeq and is a predicted model, not a curated record. Gene Ontology annotation, cellular component: dense core granule; membrane.
CAACGCUGUGGACAGCGCACCACCUCCGCCACGGGUGUAGCCCAGCCGAGUGAAUUCAACCAGUGUCAACCUGCUCUAAACGACACUAUGCACUCAACUAGAGCCACACGCAUGUGUACAAACUUGUGGGCUUACUAAACACCGCUUAACGCUAUUCAAUUCAACUUUCCUUAUGGGAUUCUGGCGGGCGAGUAUGAAGAGCGCUUUCAGAAGCUGGAAGUGGCGGUCGGCAGUGACUCGAUAGGCGUUAUAGGAUUUUUCACUCAGAAGGAUGCUGGUGGGAAAUGCCUGGAGACAGAGAGGACGAGAUUUGUGGAAAGGCGCUGGAGCUUCUGUCCGAUCUCUGCUCGAAAGGAGAGGUGCAGAAUGAGAACUGUUUGGAUUUCACCUAUUAUUUUCGCGACCUAGGGAGACCGAGAUAUUCGGACUCGGAUGUUUCUGUGAGCCUAUUGUCCCUUUUGGUGACUACAUGUGGUUUGGCACUGUUUGCCGUCUCCCUCUUUGUGUCAUGGAAGCUGUUGUGGGUUCCAUGGCGCGAUCGCAUCUUGCCCAGCCUAAAGGACCACCAGGGCGAGCAGCAGCCAGUCCUGAACGAGGUGGAGGGCCUGGAACGGGAAUACAGUGAAGACUUUGAGAAGGAUCCCUCCGCCCCAACUGUGCUCCCAGAGUCAGCCAUGAAGAUCAGCCAUACAUCCCCAGACAUCCAGCUGGAGGCUCAGUAUAAGGCCAAGGAGCUCAACCACAUCCACAUAGCUCGCGUACAGCGGCAAGUCACCGAGCCAACCUCAUCUGUCAGGCAUAACUCCAUCAGGAGACAGAUGAAUAUCUCCAACCCCGAUUUCAACAUGGCUCAAUUCCAGAGACAAGAGUCCAUAUCUGGUACAGGCCUGGGCAGUAUCAAGCCUGAGCUUUACAAGCAACGCUCUGUGGAUACAGAUGACGAUAGGCGAGCAGACAGCUGUGGCCGCCUGCAGUUCAUCCUUAAAUAUGACUGUGAUUUAGAGCAGCUUAUUGUGAAGAUCCAUAAGGCCCAAGAUCUACCUGCCAAGGAUUUUACAGGAACAUCGGAUCCCUACGUGAAGAUCUACCUACUGCCAGACCGCAAAACCAAGCAUCAGACUAAGGUGCACCGUAAGACUCUGAACCCCAUCUUUGACGAGGUGUUCCUGUUUCCUGUGGCUUACGGCGAGCUACCAACACGCAAGCUGCAUUUCAGCGUGUAUGACUUUGACCGCUUCUCACGUCAUGAUGUGAUUGGCCAAGUAGUGGUGGACAACUUCUUAGAUCUACCUGACUUUCCACAGGAAACCAGGCUCUGCAGGGAUAUCCUUUAUGUUAGUGCGGAUAAUGUGGAUCUGGGCGAUCUGAUGUUUUCUCUUUGUUAUUUGCCAACUGCUGGGCGACUGACCAUAACGAUAAUUAAAGCCAGAAAUCUUAAAGCCAUGGACAUCACAGGAGCGUCUGAUCCUUACGUAAAGGUCUCUCUAAUGUGUGAUGGUCGGAGACUGAAGAAAAGGAAAACAUCAACAAAACGGAACACGCUCAAUCCAGUCUACAACGAAGCCAUCGUUUUCGAUGUUCCGCCUGAGAACAUUGACCAAAUUAGUCUUUUAAUAGCAGUAAUGGACUAUGACCGUGUCGGUCACAAUGAGGUUAUUGGUGUGUGUCAUGUGGGGUAUAGAGCUCAGAGAUUGGGACGUGACCACUGGAAUGAGAUGCUCACAUACCCACGCAAACCCAUCGCCCACUGGCACCCAAUUGUAGAGUGGGUUGCCCAAAGCACGACUGGUGGUAGUCAAGGAUCCUGUAACUCCCUGAGGACACCUCCUUCCCCAUAAUGGAUGUUGUGGAGUUUCAGCCAUGGAGAAACCGGCAUGGUCCAAUUCAAAACAUUAAUGAAAAGGAGAGAAAGCAAGACAAAUAUCUUGGUUUUGUUAAAGGUCACUUUAAAUGUGUGCACACACUCAAUGCAGUAAACACCCAGGAGUCUUUAGAUAUAAGAUUAUCUGGAUAGAACAAGAGUGUCAAGUCUACUGCAUGUAAAGUGACCGUGUGUGAGCAGUAUUUAGUUUUUACAGUAAAUGAGUCUUGAAAAAUCUUCUGCCAUUGUUAUAAACCUUAGUUGAGAAGCAAGUAUUUUUGACAUUGUCAUGUUUUAUGUAUAAGUGUAACAAAUUGUAAUAACACACUAAUAAUGUUUGAGGUGUAGUGCAUGGGGUCUAUUUUGUGGAAUUUUAUUGUAAACUCUUACCGUAUUAAAACACACAAGAAAUGCAUUAGCAAGACUUGGUUCAUGAUGUUGUCAAAAGAAAUUGUGAAAGCAAAUUUAUGUCUAUACCAAGCCAAAAAUUCAAAAACAAAUAUUUAGAUUUCAUUACUAAAGGAACAGAGCUACAAAGAUGAGGUUAAAGCUCUUACCGUAAUUUUUCAACUGAUUUCCCCCUCUUGCCCUUUCUCUUUAUAGAUGGCAUGUCAGCAAUGUCAUCAACCACACAUAACUGAUACUCUUCUAUUCUGAAAUCAGUCGAGGGUAAAAUAUCCUAUAUAGAGGUCCCUGACAAAAGGGAAAAAAAUGCAAUCUGCAAGAAUAGAUGAUUGAUGGCUCUUUAAUCAAUGUCCUGCUGCACUCGGGCUUCCUGAUGUGUGGGUUCACGGCAGUGUGAGGGGUUGAAACUUUUAAAAUUAUAUUUGUCAUACUGUGCUUUUUACCGGAGUCAGCAGGCGAGGGCUGAUGAUAGAAAAGAUGCUCCUGCCAGUAGGCAGGUGGAGAUCACAAUUACUGACAGCUGGUAGUGCAAGCUGAUUGCAGAACCCACACUCAAGAUGAGGAAGAUUCAAGCAUCAAGAGAAAAGAGGAAAGUUAUAACAUCCAAUCAGGAAAGUUAUAGUUCUGAUAUUGCAUUGCCUCAAUCCAAAAUUGUACGUUGCACACCUUAUGUUAUUCAUUUUCAAUACAAUCUAUAUUUUUACAUGUUCUGAAGAAACUGUGAGUGAUGCUUGCCCGCAGGGUCACGUGUCCCCUCAGAUUUUCGAACCAAGUUGAUUUUGACCACAAGUUCAGAAAUUAAAUGGAUCUUUAGUAAUUAUUGUAAGUUGCAUGAUAAUUGUUGGAGUUUUAUUGUGCAAAUAUUUGUAUCUGUUCCAUUUAUUGUUUUUUUUUUUUAACUCUCAUUUAUCUCUUGUUCUGAUGUAUUUAUUCAAAGAUAUUGUGUUGAAGAAGUGAGUAAUGAGGGUUAAUUUUAUUUAAAAUAAUGGUUUGUUCCAAUUUGCAAAAGUGGGAAAAUGUUUGAAUUUAAGCCAGCUGCACUAGGGGGACAAACAAGUUGGACAUUGAGUGUUUGAGCACAUGGACAAGGCUAUGCUAACACUGCUUGAGUGCAAAGAAACUCCAGCCUCCAUAGUUAAGGGAGGGGAGCUGGUACUGUUUUAGUACCUAAACAGGUUUAGCUUUUAGACUGGUUUUUUUUAAUGUAACCUUGGUUUUAUGUUAAAUUUUAAACACAUAUUUUGCACCUCUGAUGGAAUAAACAUCUUUUUGGAAUGCAAUUCCUUCUCUCUGGUGUGAUUCUCCUUGUGACUGCCUUGGUUCCUAUCACACAUGGUGGCAGCACUGGG